GAGGGGACGGCCCAAGAGAAGGCUCACUGACCUCUACCCAAGGGAUGAAGAAGCUGAUGAUGAAGAUGCUGAUCGCAGUUCUUCCAGUGGUGCAUCUACUCUGUUAUCACCUGUCAGAAAUUCUGACAAUGCCUCCACUUCAUCUGACAAGGAUAGUCGGCAAAUACAAGCAAGACAUUACAAAACAUUACAAGAAAUGUGUAAGAAGGCAAAACCAAACCAAGAAGAUGUGUCCCAGCUAUUAGACCUCGAGUUUGAAGCCAGAAGAUCCUUCAUUGACUCAGACACCAUGAAAGAGGAGAACAGAGCUUGCCUCAUCUUGGAUGCAUAUCCAUGCUUUAAAGAAUUGCAUCAUGCGUUGGGUGAGCUUCGCAGAAUUUUGGAUCCCCACAACAACAAGUUCAUCAGUCAAGUAAAACUGAGAUGGGAAGAAUUCUGCUCCAGGGUAGAGUUCUACGGUGUGUCAAAGAAGGCAAUGAAUCCACCAAUGACCAUGGACAAAACUGAAGCCCACCUUGCACUGAUGAAGGCUCUUCCAACCCUCUUUCCCACACCUGCCCAUCCACCAAAAAAGAUGGGGAAUGCUUCUGAAGCAUUUCUACAUGUCCUGAAGCCUACAGAAGAUCCAGAUGCUGUCCUCCAGAAACGAAGCUUGUCAUGUCCAGUAGUGAUGUUCGAUGGCUGCAAGUGUGUCAUUGCUGUUGGUAAUUUACCAGUUACAACAUUUGACAAAGAAAAAAUUGGUGAGGCUAUGAUAUAUGUGAUGGCAUACUUUUAUGCACUCCAUCUGACUUACCCCAAAUGCGUGGCAACCCUGCUGUCUGUCAUUCAGACAGAAGUUCUCCAGGAUGCCAUUCAUGAGCAUGACACUACAUCAUCUUACAGAAAAGCCCUGGCAGAAUGGCAUGCAUUUAUUGGAAAGUAGUGUGUAAAUUUCAGAUAAGAUUAGGAGAGGGCACUUCUGUUUUGUUUUUGUUUGUUUUUUCAAUGUGGGUCUUAUUUCUAAAAUGGAAAAUGUUCAUUUACUCACCCAGACAAGUUUUGUGGUAUUUGGUGUCAUUCGGAAGAAAUUUGAAUCUUUGUGGUCUUCCUAUGUCACUCGUCAAUUUUAAUGGGGCAAUGGCGAAACCUCUAAGGCUGUUGAAAUGUUGAAACCACUUAAACAAACUCAUAAUGUUGGACCUGUACUGUUCAAUUGUAUCUUUAUUAUCUGCAGGUUAUUGUUAAA
Molecule: messenger RNA, 1228 nt
Organism: Maylandia zebra (zebra mbuna)
Lineage: Eukaryota; Metazoa; Chordata; Actinopteri; Cichliformes; Cichlidae
Source: RefSeq, a predicted model, not a curated record